This is a messenger RNA of Cydia fagiglandana, 3324 nucleotides long. Its product is annotated as E3 ubiquitin-protein ligase RFWD3-like. The transcript has a single exon. Gene Ontology annotation, biological process: protein ubiquitination; interstrand cross-link repair. Lineage: Eukaryota; Metazoa; Arthropoda; Insecta; Lepidoptera; Tortricidae. The record is from RefSeq and is a predicted model, not a curated record. The coding region runs from base 6 to 1835 and encodes 609 amino acids. Gene Ontology annotation, cellular component: nucleus. Gene Ontology annotation, molecular function: ubiquitin-protein transferase activity; protein binding.
GGAGCAUGGGCUCGUCACCGCCCUACUUCCCGGCGCGGGACAGCCCCAGCAUCCUCGAGCCCGCCGAGGACCCCUCCCCGCCGCGCACCCCCUCCCCCGUCCUCCGCGCGCCCUCCCCCGUGCGCCUCCAGCACUCCGGCACCUUCACCCCCCGGGAAAACAGCAACGGCAGCUUUCCCAACGAUGACAACAAUUCUAACUCCAUAGACGGAGUGUUCCCGUCACCUUCCACUUACACCUUCGAUCCUGAAGAGAGCGACUCCAGUUUAGCGCAGUGGCCGAGGCGAGACAAUGCAGCCCCGAGCCCUUUCGUUUCCAACGAAAACAGCAUGUUCAGCACAGUCAUGUCCACUGAAGAAUCUAACUCAUUACCUGAGGUGAGUGUACGUGGGGAGUGCAGCGAACGCGGAGAGGAUACAGGUGAACCGCCAGCGAAGAUCAGAAAGGUCAGUUCCCCUAAACGAUCACCCCAGCAAGACGAUGGAGAUGGAGAAACAUGUCCAAUCUGUUUGGAUUCUUGGUGUACCUCAGGCGACCAUAGAUUAGUAGCUUUAAAAUGUGGACAUCUCUUCGGUUCACGCUGCGUCGAGCGCUGGCUUAAAGCUCAAACUAAUAAAGAACGCUGCUGCCCAACAUGCAAAAGCAAAGCCGCCAUGAAAGACGUGAGAAACAUCUACGCGAGGAAGAUCAUAGCUGUUGACACUUCAGAGAUCACGACAAUGCAGAAGCAAGUGGAACAUGCGACGGCAGAAAAGAGCAGAAUGGAACUAGAAUUGCAGAAGUCUAAAAUAGCGCAUCGUGCAUGUCUUCAGCAAUUAGAAACUCUUAGGAAUAAGUUGUUAAAAGCACAAGUUAAACCACAGGUGAAGAGAUCUUGGCGCUUCGCGCUGGAGAAGAAUUUAGAGAUCUGCAAAGACGGUGGGUGUAGAGUGAUGACGUACAAUUGCCGGACUUAUGAGCUGUACGUGUCUCAGAAAAGCACUAACGGCUUGUUUCCCGGUUACGGCAUUAGGAAAGUGAGUUGCGUGGACUAUAAGCAGGGACAAUUCGUGCAUUUACACCCCAAACCAAUUAGGGACAUAUCAUAUUCGCAACCUAAGGACUUGCUUCUAAGCGUAGGUUUGGAUAGCUGCGCGAGAGUAGUGGAGCGAGGUAUCCCGAGUACUACUGUCCAAGCGGGCGUCCAGCUCUGGUCUUGUGCUUGGGACUGUUUAAGAACUAAUGAGUUCUACGUGGGUGGUGUCGGAGGUUUCAUCCAGCAAUAUGAUAUUAGGAAUCCUAAUUCGUACAUUCAGCAGCUGUCAGCGCCGGGAGACAUGUCACCGGUAGUGUCCUUAUGUCCUACAGAAUUCGGUCUGUUGUCCUGUAAUUUAAAUUCGUGCUGGCUGUGGUCGUGGCGGGGGAGCGGGCAGUGGGAGCCGCGGGCGCUGCCCGUGGAAGGUCCCUUUAUGUCGAUGUGUUAUGAUUACGAGACUCAUCGAGCUUUAGUGUCGUGUAGGCCUGCUAAUGGCGAGCGGGCGAAACUGUCCUUAUGUCAGUUUAGGAAUGACGAAGAUGUGACGUGCCAUGUUGAGCAGACGUUUCAAGGAUCCGUUAGGAGUUCUAUAAUGUCGAGGUCCGCUUGGGUUCGCGCUGAAGGAGCGACUUGGUUGGCAUCUCACUCUGAGUCCGCUGGUGCUUUAGUUCUCCACGGGUUGGACGGGGCCCGGGGGGCUUCGCUGCCGGCAGCGGAGCCGGCGAUAGACGUGUGCUCGGUCCAGUUGAACGGAGAUACCUUGCUGGCAGCGUUGUCCGAGGCGCGGCUAAGAAUAUACAAGGCUGUACCUACUAGCUAGUGCUUAGAAUAACUAUAGUCUUAGACUUGCAAUAACUUAUAUCGAUUUGGCGGAAUAUUAAAUGGACUUUCAAAUGGGCUAGUCUCAUCAUUAAAAACUUCGUUGCUCACGUAUAAACGUAAAAUUUCAAAUUUGAUAAGUCCUUUUUUAGUGUACGGACUACGGAAAUAACCGAAUACACCUUACUGUGCCAAACCGAUAUUUUAGCCUCAACAAAAACUCUCGCCUAACUAAACACAUCACAGUUCUGAAGUUAGAAUUUUAAUAGUAGGUCAAAAGUCUGACUAAAUUAAUAUGUUUGCUGUUUUAUAAUUUGAAUCAUACUAUAACAUAAAUUUUUUUGGACAUUUGAAUUGCUCACGCUAGUCAGGCUGUGUAUGGUUACGGCAGCUUUCGUUUAGAGCAUAUUUUUUUCCAAAAAACACGUCGCUUUUGACUGAUAAGCAAUAAAUGCAAUAAUGUAAUAAUAGAAUACGUCGAAUUUUUGGUAGGUACAGGUACGCGUGUGCUGGAUCCAGGAGCCUACUCAACUGGUAGAAUGUCUUGACUUAGUGACCACUUGUGUGAUGUCAAGGAUAUAUGAUGUGGGUAUCGUCUUGGGUCGUCCCAUUCGUUUUUCGUCAAGUUCUUAAAUUAGUCAUAUUCUGCUUUAUCACUCAUUCUACAUUCGUCACAAUCGUCGGUGGCUUUCAAUGCGACGACAAAACGAAUGAGACGACCCAAGACGAUACCAUGAUGUGAUAUACAGGGCGUCCCAAGACUAUGGGACAUCAAGGGAAAGUACCUUAAAUAUCGUAGAUAGGAUAUUUUGCUGAAAGAAGACAUUACUUCAAUUUAAAAAACAAUUUAAACUGCAUUGAUAGAUUUUUAAAAAUCAUCUUGUAGUUUUAUCAUACCGAUAGAAAGGCUUCAUCAUAAGGAUUAUUUUUUGCUAAAUAACAUAGUGUCAGAAAUAAAAGGAAGACCAUGAAUCUUAACAUUUUUAAUUCAAAAUUAAUCAGUUUAAUUUAUCAAAUGCUCAAAACGAGUCCCAUUCUGUUGAAUACAAAGUCGCACUCUUUUGAUUAUUUCGCUAAAUUUCACAUCAAAUGUUAAAAUUUAUGGUCUUUCUUUUAUUUUUGACACUGUUAUAUAGCAAAAAAUAAUCCUUAUGAUGAAAUAAAACCUUUUGAUCGGUUUUAAAAACCACAGGUUGAUUUUUUUUCUCGUGUAGCGGGUUCGAUUCCCGGUUCAACCAUGUAAUUAUUUAAAAAUCUAUGAAUGCAGUUUAAAUUGAUUUUUAAAUUAAAAUAAUGUCUUCUUUCAGCAAAAUAUCCUAUCUACGAUAUUUAAGGUACUUAGUCUUGGGACACCCUGUAUAGUCGAAUAGGCCCCUAGAUUUAAACAGUUGUGUAGUGUAUGUUAUGUUUGUAAAUCUGUUACCUCAUCUAGUUUAUUGUGUAUGGGAUAUGAGACAUGUAAUUAAACGAUUUUAAUAACUAAAUAAAAU